This is a messenger RNA of Diachasmimorpha longicaudata, 1071 nucleotides long. RefSeq names its product serine/threonine-protein kinase mos-like (gene c-mos). Gene Ontology annotation, molecular function: ATP binding; protein kinase activity. Gene Ontology annotation, biological process: positive regulation of MAPK cascade; signal transduction; protein phosphorylation. Bases 57 to 1013 code for a protein of 318 amino acids. The transcript is spliced from 4 exons. Gene Ontology annotation, cellular component: cytoplasm. The record is from RefSeq and is a predicted model, not a curated record. Lineage: Eukaryota; Metazoa; Arthropoda; Insecta; Hymenoptera; Braconidae.
UUGGAUAAUUUUAAUCAUCGUGACAAACCGUAUGGUGACAUCUCGAUGUAAUAACAAUGGCAACGUCACCACGGAUCGUCGUCUCGACGAUCACGCAGCGUGUUUUAUCGCCAAAACCUUCGAAGAAUUUUCUCAGUGUCAGACGAGCUUUGAGCCCGAAAACUCCGCCGAAGAGUGGGAGCAGAUGUUUUUUGAGCAUUGACACUCCUAAUCGUGUGAAAAUCGUUGAGGAUGGACCUCCAAAGGUUGUGGAGGACAGCAUUAUUGGGUGCGGAAGUUUUGGAAUGGUUUAUAGGGCUUCCUACAAAGGUAGUGAAGUAGCUGCUAAAAUCGUUAAACGUCGUGGAAACUCAGAUGAAAUGAUCAGGGCAGAGCGAAACGCAGCCUCUCUAGCUCACUCCAACAUAAUUCGCAUCUUUGGCGUGGAGGAGGGACAGAUCUGCUCUCUGGUGACCAUGGAAUUGUGUGGCACUUCACUGCAGGACAAGUUGGAUGAGAUGGAACUCGACAGAAUCGAGAGAAUCAAUACUUGGCUGGCUAUAUCAUGUGCACUUGACUUUUGUCAUAGUUCGGGUAUUGUUCAUGCAGAUGUCAAGCCCAAAAACGUGUUAAUUGCGGCCGAUGGCCAGCUGAAACUCGCUGAUUUUGGAAACUCCGUUCUCAUUGAGGAGAAAUGUUCGAGGGAGAAAUUACGGGGAACUCCAGGCUACGUAGCUCCCGAAGUAAUUAAAGGAAGCUCCCCCAGCCCCACUUCAGACAUUUACUCCCUCGGAAUUCUGGCCUGGCAGUUAUUAUCCCGAGAAUUUCCAUUCUCUAAUUAUCACCCCCACACAAUUCUCUACCUCACAGGAAAAGGCGUUCGCCCUACUGAUGAGGGCCUCGUCGACGAGUGCAGGGGAAGCUACAAGAGCCUGUACCGCGAGUCAUGGUCACAAUCUCCUGAAUAUCGUCCCGCAUUAGGAGCAACAAUUGAUCGUCUGAACGGCAUUUUAAAUACUUCAAAAAUAAUGUAAUUUUAAAAGACAAUGUUCUUGAUUUUGUUACAAUAAUAAUGAAAUUAUUAUCACUUCA